AUGUCACAAGACAAGGUGUCAGCGCGACUUUUGACGGCGGCUGUCUUCAUAACCGGAAUACUUGUCUUUCUUGCACUUCCCUUCCUGCCAGGGAGGCCAAAACCCCAUGUCGUGAGGCCAGUGAAGAUUUCGUUUCAGGCGGAGGAGCCGAAUGAGCCGAAUGAACCAAAUGAGCGUUUCCUUGUCGCAUUUGGGGAUUCCUACAGUCGCAGCGGCUUCCGAACAAACUACACGUAUACUAGGACCGGACCCGGAGUGGACGACAUGCAAAGGACAGAAAGACCAAAAGGCGACCGUGUAGAGGCACCCAGCGCGUUGAAUCCAAUUGGUAAUCCAGCGUUACCAGGAAACACAUCGUCUGGUGGUUACAACUGGGCUACCUACAUGGCGACUGAAUUUAACACUACGCUGACUCUGGCGUAUAUCUUUGCCCGAUCAGCGGCAGUAGUGGACGGGUUGAUAAUACCACCGAGGAGCACAAAAGCGUUCUCAUUUGCGCAGCAGAUCGUUCACUUUCAGGAUGCAAUUGGCCAUCGACCUCACUACGCGGCCUGGACGUCCAAGAACAUAGUGGCGACAGUCUGGUUCGGGUUCAACGACUUGUCUGUUGUGUCGCACAAGAGAGGCCAGGGCGCUGUACUGGCGGCUGCAAACCGACGUAUCUUUGAGCUAUCCCAGAUCCUCUACGAUACCGGAAUUCGUAAUUUUGUCUUUAUCGAAAUCCCACCCAAGGAAUUGUUUCCUUCGCAUCAAGCACACAAGAACAAUGACACGCAUCAUAGCUAUGAGAUGGUCUCCUACGCUGUGAAUCGAUGGAACAGCCUUCUAAGGCAAAACACUGUUCGCUUUCGAAAGGCCCAUCUGGAUGCAAAGGUCACGUAUGUAGAGAUAUGGGACAUAUUCUAUGAGGCUUUCCUACGGCCCCAAGAUCUGGGUGCACCGAACUCAACUUGCGUCGACCCCAGCGGCAAAGGUUGUCUAUGGGCCAAUACAGGGCAUCCCGGAGAGAAGAUUCAUCAGCUCAUUGGCGCUAGAGUAGCUGAAAAGGCCUGGGGAUAA
Molecule: messenger RNA, 1059 nt
Organism: Fusarium subglutinans
Lineage: Eukaryota; Fungi; Ascomycota; Sordariomycetes; Hypocreales; Nectriaceae
Product: cellulose-binding GDSL lipase acylhydrolase
Exons: 4
Coding region: 1-1059 (352 amino acids)
Molecular function (GO): hydrolase activity, acting on ester bonds
Source: RefSeq, a predicted model, not a curated record